Clavispora lusitaniae ATCC 42720 is the source of this 549-nucleotide messenger RNA. It is a transcript of the gene RHB1, whose product is annotated as putative GTPase. Gene Ontology annotation, molecular function: GTPase activity; GTP binding; GDP binding. Gene Ontology annotation, biological process: small GTPase-mediated signal transduction. Gene Ontology annotation, cellular component: plasma membrane. Lineage: Eukaryota; Fungi; Ascomycota; Pichiomycetes; Serinales; Metschnikowiaceae. The record is from RefSeq and is a predicted model, not a curated record.
AUGGUUAAGGCUAGAAAAAUAGCGGUAGUGGGAUUUCGAUCCGUGGGAAAGCUGUCUAUGACAGUGCGUUUCGUUGAAGACCAUUUUGUUGAGUCCUACUACCCAACAAUAGAAAACCAGUUUUCAAAGACCAUCAGUUACAACAAUCAGGAAUAUGCCAUAGAAAUUUUGGAUACCGCUGGCCAGGAUGAGUUCUCCAUAAUGAAUGAAAAACAUUUGAUUGGAAUUCAUGGGUACUUACUUGUGUACCUGGUGACGUCGCGCCAAUCAUUUGAGUUGGUGGACGUGAUACGAGACAAGAUAUUGAACUCGAUCGGGUCUGACCUGAUUCCGAUGGUACUUAUUGGUAAUAAGAGCGAUCUCAGCUUCCAGAGACAAGUUGAGAAAGCAGACGGAGAAGCUUUAGCAAAGAAAUACAAGUGUAAGUUCUUUGAGACUUCUGUGCGAGACAACCUCAACGUGAACAAAUCGUUUGAAACCUUGGUCGAUGAGAUCGAGCGGAUACAGAACCCAGUUGUGGAAAAAGAAGAAAAGUGUAUUGUUAUGUGA